GUUCCUGAGCGCGUGCGUGGGCACCCUCGCCUCUCUCGAUGCCGAAGACGGAGACGGGGAAGCCUACGUCGAAAACGCCCUUCGCUUCGACGACGAAAUAGGCGAAGAAGGAGCCAAGCGCGAGGGGCGUCUCUUCUUCACCGCCGGAUUGGAUAACAACACCCAAGUCAACAUCAAUAUCCAGGCGGUGUUGGUGACCAUUGCUUAUCUCGUGGGCAUCGGGCUGCUCAUCGCCCUCAUCGUCGUGGUGGCGACUGGGGGCGGCUCGGCGUCCUGGGGAUCCUGGUUCGAUAGGAUUAUGCAGAGCCAGGGUUACGUGUACCAGCCUACUUACAACCAGGACUAUUACUAUCCGGACAGUAGCUACGCAGCAUACCGGGCUUUCGAAGAGGUACCACAGAAAUAUGGUAUCUACGAGGAGGAGGAAGAUCAGUCGCAUGAGUGAAAAAAAAUGAGGUUCUUUCGUGAACUGAUUUUGAAAAAGAAUUGGAAAGAAAAGGAAUUUACAACUUCAAUCUGCAUUGUUUGAGUUCAUCAGUGGGGAAACAUAGGUCAUGAUAUUGUGUUUUAAGACUUUCUAUAUUGGAAAAUUAUUUUUGGGAAGAGAAGAUAUAUACAGAGUAGAUAUUAUCGUGGUGAUCAAAUUUAUGUAGUGAUAGAUUAUAAACCAUAAUAUCCUAUUUAAAGAUUAAGAAAGACUCUAUCAGGGUUUUUUUUUUUCAGAAAUGCUUUAUAUACAACACAUAACCUAUGUAAUAAUAAUUUAUUAGUAUCAGAACAUAGAUCGUUAUAAUAAGUUUUAAAGAUUUAGCACCAUUUCUAACUUAUUUUCCUUUUAUUUGAGAUACAACUCCAUUAUAUAUAUAGUAACUACAAACAGUACUUAAAAAAUAGAAUAAAUCA
This is a messenger RNA of Penaeus monodon (black tiger shrimp), 903 nucleotides long. RefSeq lists its product as uncharacterized. The record is from RefSeq and is a predicted model, not a curated record. NCBI's taxonomy places the organism in Eukaryota, Metazoa, Arthropoda, Malacostraca, Decapoda, Penaeidae.